AAGGGUCUCUCGCUGUGUUUCCGGUCUCCUCGGCCAGCCUGCUGACGUCACCGUCAGUCCCAGUAUAAACACGGACGGUCCAGAGCGCUAUGUUAAUAAGCAGCUUCAGGCCUCCAAACACGGACGAACAGAGCUGUCCGGAAACAAACGGCCCUAGCCGGAGGAGCUGGCGGGGUUCUCCCGGGGCUGGCGCUCAGUCUGGGACUGUAGGGACACGUUUGGCUGGAGCUGCGCAGAUAACGGUCCGAACCAGAGCCGUGAUUUCCCGCUACAUUACCGACAGUAACGGACACUCCUCCGCCCGGGGUUCGGGACAGCACACGCCGCUUUGUGUGGGUGUUACAUGGAAAAGAAGCGCCAUGGAGUUUCAGCGGAGCCUCUCCCAGUGCUCGGACACGGUGAGGUAACGGGAGCGGGACGGGGUUGCCUCACACACACACAUCAGACAGCAGCAACCUGUUGCUGGUUGCCGGUGACGCAGAGAGGAUGAGCGGGACUACCGGGCUGUUGCUGCUACUGCUCAGCGGCCGUGCUGCGUUCAUCGUCUGCCGGUCCCUGAACGCACCCCAGGAUGUGGGGAGUCUGUCUCGGGACGGACAGACGGACGGUACCGACAGUCUGACAGGUGUGGACAGACGCCAACGCCCGCUGCUGGCAAAAACUCGCCCCUUCGUUCUGGUGGACGGGCGGAGACGGAGCCUCGCGGAAGCUUUCCGGGAUGGCCACCCUGACAGGCUGCAGUGUGGGCUGGAGGUGGGAGGAAGACUCUUCCUGCUGGAGCUGGAGAAGAACCACGACCUGCUGCCCAAACCGCCAAACGUCUUCUACUACCUCCCCAACGGUACCGGAGUGUCUGUAACGGCCAACCCUGUGACUCACUGUUAUUACCACGGCAGCGUCAGAGGAUUCCCCCAGUCCAGAGUGGCUCUGAGCACCUGCUCGGGACUCCGUGGCAUCAUCGCCCUGAACGCCACCCUGAGCUUUGAGCUGCAGCCACAGGAGGAGCACAACCAUCACCACCACCAGGCGAGGGAGGAAGAGGAGGAGGAGGGUGCAGGAGGAGAGAGUGGAGGAGGAGGCAGAAAUGGAGGUAGUGGAGGAGGAGGUGAUGAUGAUGAAGGAGGAGUCCACCUGCUGUUCUCCACCACCCCCCUGGAGGAUGAUGCUGCAGGAGGCUGUGGAGUGUCGCACACCGCCGUCCCCCCCAUCCACAGCUCCACACACACACACAGGACGAAGAGAGACAUCCUGUCUGAGACCAAAUACAUCGAACUGGUGCUGGUGGCCGAUCACCAGGAGUUUCUGAAUUACCAGAAGAACAAUAACACCAUCAUCUACCGCAUGCUGGACGUGGCCAACCAGGUGGACUGGUUCUACCGUCCCCUGAACGUCCGCGUGGCGCUCACGGGUUUGGAGAUCUGGAGCGACCGCGACAAGAUCCGUGUGGAGAAGAGCCCGACCGACACCCUAAACAACUUCCUGGAGUGGAGGACCAGAGACCUGCUGCCACGCCUUCGCCACGACAACGCCCAGCUCGUCAUGGGCGGGUCCUUUGACGGCACCACAGUGGGGAUGGCGUCUCAGUCAUCCAUGUGCUCCAGAGACAGGUCGGGCGGAGUCAACGUGGAUCACCUGGUCAGUGUUCUGGGCGUGGCUUCAACUGUUGCUCACGAGCUAGGUCACAACCUCGGGAUGAGCCACGACACCGCGGAGCGCCACUGCUCCUGCCAGAACGAGCCGCGGCUCGGGGGCUGCAUCAUGGAGCCCUCAACCGGGUUCAUGCCGGGUCAGCAGUUCAGCAGCUGCAGCGCUGCUGAUCUGUCCGUCAGCCUGCUGCACGGCGGCGGCAUGUGUCUGUUCAACGUGCCACAGCCGGAGCAUCUGCUGGGAGGACCUCGCUGUGGAAACCUCUACGUGGAGAAAGGAGAGGAGUGUGACUGCGGCCUGCUGGAGGAGUGUGAGGACCCCUGCUGUAACGCCUCCACCUGUAAGCUGGUUCCUGGAGCUCAGUGCUCGUCUGAUGGUAUCUGCUGCCAGGACUGUAAGCUGCGAGCGGCGGGUUCGGUGUGUCGUGAGCCUCUCGGGGAAUGUGAUCUCCCUGAGUAUUGCACAGGCUCCUCCCCCUACUGCCCCCCCAAUGUAUUUCUGCAGAAUGGGGAACCCUGUGAGGAGGGCGCCUCCUACUGCUAUGGAGGAGUCUGCGCCAGCAUGCACACCCAGUGCCAGACGCUGUGGGGACCCAAUGCCACCAGCGCUCCCGCCGUCUGUUUCUCGUCUGUGAACAAAAAGGGAAACAAAUAUGGAAACUGUGGUCAGCUGACCAACGGCUCCUACAUCCCCUGCAGGAACUCGGACGUUCACUGCGGCAGGAUCCAGUGUCAGGGUGGGAGGGACCGCCCCCUGCUGGGCACCAACGCAGAGAUCCUCACCACCAGGGUCCACUUCAACAACAGCGACCUGGUCUGCAGAGGCACCUUCUUCCACCUGGGUGACGAUGUGUCCGACCCCGCCACCGUGGCCCACGGCACCGCAUGCGGCCGCAGCAAGGCCUGUUUGAACCAGAAGUGUCAGGAUGUGUCAGUGUUCGGCGUGGACGAGUGUCGCAGGAAAUGCAACGGCCACGGGGUGUGUAACAGCAACAGGAACUGUCAUUGCGAGGUGGGCUGGGCUCCGCCCGACUGCAGGUACUCGGGUCACGGCGGCAGCGUGGACAGCGGCCCGGCCCGAGCGGCUCGAGAAUCGGAUCCCGUCCGAGUCGCCCUGCUUGUCAUCUUCCUCUUCAUCCUGCCGGUGGUCCUCCUCUUCCUCGCUCUCCGUUUCCCUGGUUUCCGUCGGCGUCUCUUCUGCUUGGGACUGAACAGUCCAUUUCAUAAAGCUCGACAGCACAACCGUGUGGCUGACUGUGAGAUGUGGGGUUUGGAGGUAACGCCCACCCACGUCUCCAGGACUCCGGCGAUGGAGCGAGUGGACGGCAGGAACGGAGAGCAGGUCCGACCUCUCAGAUACCACCUGAACCCUCAGACGGACAUCCCGCUGACCCCGCCCCAAAAAGAGACGGCCUCCUCUUCCUCCGCUGCGACCCGCCGUCCCUCUGAAGGUGGAGUCCUCUCCUCCGCUCUGACUGAUCACAGAGCAGCUGAAGGUGGAGACGAUGGAGAUGAUGGAGACUCGCUGUCACCGGAUUUCAUCCUCACGAGUAUAAAUAAGCUCUGCUGUAUCUCUGGAGUUCAGUGCCUUGCUCAGCAGCACCUCGGCAGCGGUUAAUGUGGACGUUUGGGUGAUGUCACGCUCAUUCAGUGCCUUCCUUAAAGACCCUCGCACCGACCUAUGAUUAGUGGUUUCCAAACUGUGGUCCGCGGCCCAUCUGCAGACGUUUUGGUUCUUUUUUUUAAGACGUCGUUUUUAGUGAAACUUUGUUUUUUUCCGCUGGAAUAAACGCGUAUCCGAGCGGACUGACUUCCUGACUGCUCCAGGAUCUUCUGAUCAACAAAGACUUGGAUGAAUGUUUGAGUGGGCAGCAGGAGACGAGUCACAGAUUUGUUACAUUUUAUUUUCUGUGCUCGGAAUAUUUUUAUGAAGAUUCCCACACACAGGCUGGAGUUACUAUUGGACAACAUCCUCGCUCUUAUUUUGAAAGCUGCACUGCUGCUGACUGGCGAGCUCCGGCCCGUGUUUCCCUACAGACGCUGCCUCUGUGUCUGCAGCUGGUGAUGACUCUGUGCUCCUCCCUCUCCUGGGGUGCACAGUGAGCUGGACGAGCGACCAAUCACACCCUGCAGCAGGUGUCCGCCACAUUCACAGGUGAGGCAGCUGAUGACAGCUCCUCCCGGCACAGAGUGGACGCAGAACAGCGAUCCGGUUCGUUAUGAUCCGUGCGUGACUUCCUGCCUCACUGAUGCCACAUAUGCAGCGUCACUGUGCAGGAAACGCCGCUGUCAGGAAGAGCGACUGCGAAUAAAGCUGUAACGCUGCUAACUGUUCUGACUUUAUUCUGAAAAUAUCUCCCUGCUAACUUUCACGUAUUCACAGGAAUAAAGUAAGACGAGGUUUUUGGCCGUCAUCACUUUGAUCUCAGAGCUUCAGCCUUUAUUUUCCAAAUAUCACAAUAAAAGAUCACGACUUUAUUACCUUGCUGUUACGUAAUGUCAGUGUGCUUUUGUUUUUUUAAGGUUUCUACUGUAAAAACGCUGCUCUGAUGACGUCAGUCUUUUCAGCUUCUGUCGUGACUUUGCAGGUUUUAUUUUUGUGCUUUUUAUGUACGUGUGUACUUUGACUUUAUUGUGAAAAUCUCUGAUGUUUUUGUCCUUGUUCUUUUCUUAAAUGUUCGCCACACCUCUCUCGCCUUCGCCCACGUGUUUCUACACCUGCUGACUGUUUAAUUUGCUGGAUUGUGUUUUUUAUUUUCUGACCCGCCUUGAGAUCAGAGACAGCAGGAAUGUGCGCCGAUAGUUUGUAACGUGACGCCAAAGAAACGCUGGGAGACUAAAGCGAUGAAGAUUCAGAGGAAGGUUGACGUGAGCUGCUAAAGGAGCAGUUCGCAGUUUAACCAUCGCCUCGUUGCCUUCUCGCUCGCAGCUGUGUGACGUGCUUUAAUUUAAAGACAUCCGAGAAAACGUGACUGUUAACUUUUUGUAGUUUCUGUCUUUGGAGGUGGACCGAGCGGUCCCCAGUCACCCCGAGUGGGUUGGGGGUUUGAUUCCUCAGCCUGUGUGCCUGGUAUUAGAUUAAACUGCAGUGACUUUAAUAAAAGAAAGUCUGACGCCUCAACUUCAGUUGUUUUGUCCCAACAGUGAAUAAAUGUUUCUAGUUAGUGUUCAGUAGAACAGACAGCUGCUGUAUUCAGAGCAGAUUCACAUAAACCUGCAGUAAAAUAAACAUAUCAAUAAAAUAUAUAUAUUUGAAAAAGCCUGGCCUUUCUUCUAGGAUAAGAGCGGACGUGCACUUUUUUUCAUUUAUCAUGAAAGACAAAUGCAAGAAGCACGGAGGGUAAAACCUCCGAGUCUGAAGCCUCCAGCUGUCGUCGGGGUUUGAGUGACUGAAGAAUCUGGUUAUUCCUCCUGCUUCACUAGAAUGAGCAGAACCUACAAAAUGCACUUUGCUUUUCUCAGUUUGACCUGAGACCCUGAACUCCUCAGGAAGUGUUGCUGAGGUCAGAUCAUCUCUCAGCCUCCUGUGCAACCGCAGGAACCACAGACUGUAUAUGAAAGAGGGAUGUAGCUCGUGAUGUCACCCACUGGUUUCUGCACUUUGAAGCUUUACUGUGAGUGUUUUGGACUUGAAUGACCACAUUUGGACAAACGGUGCAGACACUGAUUCCUGUUGAUGCAGAGAGCAGAGAUCCCUGAAUGUCACUGCUUGUUAGUACGAUUACAAUAAUAAUUACAUUAAAAUGCCUCGACAGUACAAACAGAGUCACUCAGAGAGGCCGCGCCCUUUGCAAUGCAAACUUUAAGCCUUAAAUAAAUCUCAGCCCUGCAGGUCGCUGAAGCCUCGUUAAUGUUUAUGAAGCCAAACGUCAUGAAGCCUCUGAGGUCUGAUGCUGAUCCAGAUCACUUUCUUUAAAACUGUGUGAAUAAAAACAGGAAAGAGAACAAGCACACAUUCAAAGGCAGAAAGGUGAAGUCCCUGACGAGCUUCUCCUUUCUCAGUUUCUGGCUCUUUUGUUUCUUCUUCGUCUGUACUUUUUCUUGUGUUUCCAGAGGGGUGUUUUCUGUCUCCCCUGAAUUUCACAGCAGCGUCUGUUUGUCUGGCUUCUUUGUAGAAGUGAAUCUGAAUAACGUGGGGAACGAAAGCUCUCGCUUUUCCUGACGCGGGCGACUUUCUGCAGAAUUAUGAACGCCACUGUAAACAAACAGUCUCAUGGAGGAUGUGAAAACAAGACGAAGGAAAUAAAAAAGUCAGAUUCA
This is a messenger RNA of Pelmatolapia mariae (spotted tilapia), 5906 nucleotides long. RefSeq names its product ADAM metallopeptidase domain 15 (gene adam15). The transcript has 22 exons. Gene Ontology annotation, molecular function: integrin binding; metalloendopeptidase activity. Lineage: Eukaryota; Metazoa; Chordata; Actinopteri; Cichliformes; Cichlidae. The record is from RefSeq and is a predicted model, not a curated record. Gene Ontology annotation, biological process: innate immune response; integrin-mediated signaling pathway; proteolysis. The coding region runs from base 487 to 3264 and encodes 925 amino acids.